Oldenlandia corymbosa var. corymbosa is the source of this 1958-nucleotide messenger RNA. Lineage: Eukaryota; Viridiplantae; Streptophyta; Magnoliopsida; Gentianales; Rubiaceae. The record is from the annotation of a GenBank genome assembly.
CUUUUUUUUUGUACUGACAUUCAACAGCAAUUAAACUAUUAAACUAUUGCUGUGAAUGCCCUUAAAUUGCAGCUGGACAUAAAAAGCUUUAUAAGUGGUUAAUUUAUUAAACUGUGCCAUGAUUCCUUUCUGACAAUGCAGAACUUGUCUUUGCAAUUUGCAUUAUUCUUUUAUUCUACAAUUACUUCAUGAAUGUACAAUAUAAAGUAAACUUCAGACAUUAUCAAUUGCAGUGUUUCAGUACUAUCCUCAGGGUCCCUUUACCUGCUUGACCGAAAGAAGCUUUCAUGGAGGCAGAGAAUUGUGGAAAUGCAAAAAUGGAAGCUAAGAAGGGUAGGCGUUUGGUGUUUUUCCAGUACCUUUACAGGGCCAUAUAAACCCCAUGAUUCAGUUAGCCAACCUUCUUCACGCCAAAGGCUAUAGUAUUACAAUUAUUCACACCCAAUGUAAGUCUCUUGACCCAUCAAAACACCCUCACUUCACCUUUCACUUCAUCCCUGAUGGCUUGCUGGAACGUGAAGCUUCCACAUCGGACGUUGUAGAUCUUCUCACGAAGCUCAACAUCAAUUGCAUCCAACCCUUUCGUGAAUGCUUGGCCAAUGUGUUGGCAGAUUGUAAAGGGGAGCCUGUUGCAUGUUUAAUCAUUGAUUUUAUUUGGUAUUUCACUCCGGAAAUAGCUGACAGUUUCAAUCUUCCAAGAAUUGUAUUCAGGACUACCAGUAUUUGUUCACUUUUGGUUUCUCACUGGAUCCCGCGUCUUCGGGAACUGGGUUAUUAUAGUCUGCUAGAACAAGAUUCUCAGUUAGAAAUUUGAAGUGCCAGAUUCCACCCCUCAAAGUAAAAGACAUUCCGGCAAUGAAGUCUCGAGAUCCAGAAAAUGUAUUCAGGCUGGUAAACUGCAUGAUGGAAAGUACUAAAGCAUCAUCAGGGCUGAUCUUUAACUCCUUCAGAGAGCUCGAAGAGCAGCAACUGACUAAGAUCAAACGAGAAUGUCAUGUUCCAGCAUUUGUAAUAGGUCCACUUCACAAGUACAUUCCUGCCUCAUCGAGUAGUUUACUGGAACAAGAUCGAAGUGCGAUUUACUGGCUAGAAUAACAAGCUCCGAAGUCAGUUCUUUAUGUAAGCUUUGGGAGUACUGCAGAAAUGGAUGAAAACCAAUUAGCAGAAGUCGCAUGGGGCAUAGCCGAUAGUAUGCGGUCUUUCUUAUGGGUAGUUAGGCCUGGAUUGGUGCCAAAUUCAGUAGGGCGGCUCGAAAAUUUGCCAAAUGGAUUCUUGGAGGCCGUUAAUGGAAGGGGAUAUAUAGUGAAUUGGGCUCCUCAACGAGAAGUAUUAGCUCGUCCAGCUAUAGGAGCUUUCUGGACACAUUCGGGUUGGAAUUCAACAUUGGAAAGUAUAUGUGAAGGGGUUCCAAUGAUCUGUUCCCCUUUGUUUGGUGAUCAGCUGAUAAACUCCCGGUUUGUUAAUGAUGUUUGGAAAUUUGGCCUGCGUUUGGAGAAUGGGGUGGAAAAGGGAGACGUAGAAAGGGUAAUAAGAAGAAUCAUGGCUGAUAAGGAAGGAGAAGAAAUAAGAGAGAGGGCAUUAUCUUACAAGGAGAAGAUCAACUAUUGUGUAGCAGAAGGUGGCUCUUCUCAGCAGUCAUUACAGAGCUUCGUUGAUUACAUCUUAUCAUUUUGAUCUAGAAAUGGUCCGUCGCUUAGUCUGUAAUCCAUUCCUGCUUUUUCAUGUGUAUAAAGGAGUUAGAUUUCAUUCGUCAGUUCAUAGAUAAUGAUGUAAAAAUCACUUUUUGAUCUGUUUCUUUGCUUCAUGCAUGUUUUGAAUUGGUCCCGAUGAGAUGUUAUUGUAAAGUCAUGGAAGCCUUUUAUCAUUAAUAUUCAGCACAAAUCUAGAAUGAGGCAAGUUGGGUAGAAAUAGCGUGCUGACUUGUAUAUAAUCAAACUAUCAACGCAUCAUUUUGACAC